This is a messenger RNA of Phycodurus eques (leafy seadragon), 1061 nucleotides long. RefSeq names its product NSA2 ribosome biogenesis homolog (S. cerevisiae) (gene nsa2). Gene Ontology annotation, cellular component: preribosome, large subunit precursor; nucleolus. NCBI's taxonomy places the organism in Eukaryota, Metazoa, Chordata, Actinopteri, Syngnathiformes, Syngnathidae. The transcript is spliced from 6 exons. Gene Ontology annotation, biological process: maturation of LSU-rRNA; maturation of 5.8S rRNA. The record is from RefSeq and is a predicted model, not a curated record. The coding region runs from base 157 to 939 and encodes 260 amino acids.
GUGACGUACUUCCUCUACAACUCGGCUCGAGCUAAUCGACAUCUAAACAAGCCGAGCCUCGAGAAAACAAACAUCAAAUUGUCGACGUCUGAGCAAUUUUUUUUUUAUUACAUCAGCAACAACUUCAUCUGAACAUCGUAACACUCGCAAAGCAACAUGCCUCAGAACGAGCACAUCGAGCUGCACCGCAAGCGGCACGGCUACCGCCUGGACUACCACGAGAGGAAGCGCAAGCGGGAGAGCCGCGAGGCCCACAGCCGCUCGCGCAAGGCCCGCAAGACGAUCGGCCUCAAGGCCAAACUCUACCACAAGCAACGGCACGCCGAGAAGAUCCAGAUGAAGAAGACCAUCAAAAUGCACGAGCAGAGGAAGACCAGGCAGAAGGACGACGAGAAGACCCCCAAGGGCGCCGUGCCCGCCUACCUGCUGGACCGCGAGGGUCAGACCCGGGCCAAAGUUCUCUCCAACAUGAUCAAGCAGAAGCGCAAAGAGAAGGCGGGCAAAUGGGAGGUGCCGCUGCCCAAGGUGCGAGCCCAGGGCGAGACGGAGGUUCUGAAAGUCAUCCGGACCGGCAAGCGGCAGAAGAAGGCCUGGAAGAGGCUGGUGACCAAAGUUUGCUUCGUGGGCGACGGCUUCACGCGGAAACCCCCCAAAUACGAGCGCUUCAUCAGACCCAUGGGCCUGCGCUUCAAGAAGGCGCACGUGACGCACCCCGAGCUGAAGGCCACCUUCUGCCUUCCCAUCCUGGGCGUGAAGAAGAACCCGUCGUCGCCGCUCUACACCUCGCUGGGCGUCAUCACCAAGGGCACCGUGCUGGAGGUCAACGUCAGCGAGCUGGGCCUGGUCACGCAGGGAGGCAAAGUCGUGUGGGGUAAAUACGCACAGGUGACGAACAACCCCGAGAACGACGGCUGCAUUAACGCGGUCCUGCUGGUUUAAGACACUUUAUUCCUAAAAAACUAAAGACUGCCUGGUCAGGACGUGCUGCUCGUGAGGACUUGGGGAAUGUUUGUCUAAACUGUCAAACAUUUUGAUACCAAUAAAGUUGAUGUUGAAACACA